AUGUCUCUCAGGCGCACGCCUCCCAAGACCUCCGCCUCCGCAACGCAACGGGCCCGCUCCGCGUUGCAGCCCCCCGUCGGCCCCGCUACCGCUACGAUGAAUUCCCCGGUGUUCAUUCAGACAAGCGGCGAAUCCGACGCCGUUGCGGCCCAUAGUACAGAUCAAUUUCGUGACUCACCGUCGCAACUUACACGUACGGGUCUGUCACUUAAUGAUUUAGCGUGCGACGAUAUUGUAACGAAACGCGUUAAGCGUAAAUUUGACUUAGAGGGCGGCAGCCAAGAAUUUUCUCAGUCCACUACAUCUUUUAUAGAAGAUUUAUUUUCGUCCUUCUCUACUAAAAUUGAAAAGCGCUUUGCAGCACUGCAUGUUUCAGUAAAUCAAAUCGCCGAUCAAAACUGUGACAUGCAAAAAAGUCUGAGUUUUAUGAAUGAAAAGUAUGACCACUUAUUAGAAAAAUUAAAAACGAUGGAGGAAGAACGUUUAAACGACAAAAAAACAAUUCAGACUUUGGAGGACAAAAUUGAGCUUUUGGAAAAGAGAUCACGAGCUACAGCUGUAGAAAUACGAAACACGCCAAGAAUUUAUCAGCAGAAUAAUAGACCAGAGUCCAAAACUGAUUUAUGCGAUAUUGUCAAGAUCUUGGCAAAGACAGUGAACUGCAGUCUUCAAGAAUCAGAUAUAAGGGAUGUUUAUCGCAUACUCUCCAAACAUGAAACGUCUCGUCCUAUUAUUUUGGAAUUAAACAGCGUCAUAAAAAAGAAGCCCUAUUAA
This is a messenger RNA of Parnassius apollo (apollo), 774 nucleotides long. Lineage: Eukaryota; Metazoa; Arthropoda; Insecta; Lepidoptera; Papilionidae. The record is from the annotation of a GenBank genome assembly.